This is a messenger RNA of Danio aesculapii, 1487 nucleotides long. RefSeq names its product zinc finger, AN1-type domain 6 (gene zfand6). Gene Ontology annotation, molecular function: polyubiquitin modification-dependent protein binding; zinc ion binding; DNA binding. The record is from RefSeq and is a predicted model, not a curated record. The coding region runs from base 177 to 875 and encodes 232 amino acids. The transcript has 7 exons. Lineage: Eukaryota; Metazoa; Chordata; Actinopteri; Cypriniformes; Danionidae. Gene Ontology annotation, biological process: protein targeting to peroxisome.
UGGGGGCUGGAGUGUCAAAACUAACAAACAGGCAGUUUUCUCGGUGGGGGAAGGGACGCUGGUCAACGCCGAAAACACUUAGCAAACAUUUUAAUAGUGCAGGACUUCAAAAGUAAACUCUAUAAACCCUAUUUGACAUCGAUAUAUCCAUCGUCGGGAGUCCGGAGGAGAGGGAUAUGGCUCAGGAAACCAAUCAGACCCAAGUGCUGUGUUCGAAUGGUUGUGGGUUUUAUGGUAACCCGCGUAAUAACGGCAUGUGCUCUGUUUGCUAUAAAGAUUCUUUACAACGUCAGAACAACAGUGGCAGAUCCAGCGAUCCAGUGUCUUCCAGCUUAAGCAGUAAAGGAGAAUCUAUGACUGUACAAUCAACGUCACAGCAUGAACAAAACAGUCAGCGUUUCUUAACAUCAACACCAGCAGCAGUUACACAUAAAGACGGUGCUUCAGUAGCGGCUUCAUCAGGCCAGAAAACACCAGAAGUGCAGUGCAGUAAAUUGAUGAGAAGCAGUCUGGAGUCCAGCACAGAACAGCAGCUCACAGCGAGAAGCCCAUCGCUGGAGGAAAGCACAUCGAGAGGAAAGAGGAAACUCGAUGAAACCUGUCAACCUGUAGAAACCGUAUCUGCCUCAGCAUCAAGUGUGUCAGAGCAAACCUCAGAUGAACCCGAGCAAUCAAAACCCAAGAAAAAUCGCUGCUUCACUUGCCGCAAGAAAGUGGGCCUCACUGGUUUCGACUGCCGGUGUGGACAAUUAUUUUGCGGCAUUCACCGAUACUCAGAUGUUCACAGCUGUAGCUUCGAUUAUAAGGCUGACGCAGCUGAGAAGAUAAGGAAAGAAAACCCGCUCAUUGUUGGGGAGAAAAUCAAGAAGAUUUGAGCUAAACAAUUAUUUUUUUACUCCCUUUUCCACAAACAGGACCUUGAUUUGUGCAUGCUACAAAUGAAACACCUACGCAAAUUAGUUUUGUCCACUUGUUUCAUUUUUACCUCUCAAUCUGAUUUACUUACCAAGUACCGUGGUGCGUUAACCACUUAAUAUUUAUAUAAUUGCGUUAAUUACUAAAUGGCUUUUAGUUCAAACUUGGGCGGCUGUGCAUUUCUGGUAAUGAACCAAGCUUGCAUGUUAAAAAAGAAAACAUUGUCAGAAUGUGUCUUCAGUUUUUAUUUUAGUUAUUUAAUUUUUCUCAAUAAGGAUUGUAAGCAAGAAAAGGACGACGUCUAACUUUAAUAUAAACUUUUAUCAAUUACCAUAUUUGCUCCACCAUCAAAGGUUUAAAAAAAAUGAAGAGGUUUAUAAGCGAUUAUGAUUUAUUAUUGUGUGUGACUCCAGUCUUUGGUUUAUUGCACUUCAUUACAGACUGUGAUUUACAUUUUUCUUUUCUUUUCUUACAGUUCAUUUAUUAGAGUGAGUGAAAGUUGCGAGUGGUUUUAUUUAUGUUUGUGUAUUCACUUCGUUCAUGUUUAAUAAAGUUUUACACGUCACACUGUA